This is a messenger RNA of Cydia fagiglandana, 619 nucleotides long. RefSeq names its product dynein light chain roadblock-type 2-like. Gene Ontology annotation, cellular component: centrosome; cytoplasm; cytoplasmic dynein complex. Lineage: Eukaryota; Metazoa; Arthropoda; Insecta; Lepidoptera; Tortricidae. The transcript has 2 exons. The coding region runs from base 74 to 367 and encodes 97 amino acids. Gene Ontology annotation, biological process: microtubule-based movement. Gene Ontology annotation, molecular function: dynein intermediate chain binding. The record is from RefSeq and is a predicted model, not a curated record.
UUGUCAAACUGACUUAAUUCUGAGCUUAAUUGACAACAAACAUUUUAAGUCUGACUUUCAAAGGCAUUUCACCAUGGCAAACGAGGCUGAAGAAACGGUUCGCAAACUUAGCACUCAUAAAGGUGUGGCUGGCGUAAUAAUUGUCAACGGCGAAGGUAUCCCAAUCAAGACAACCCUGGACAACCAUGUCUCAGUACAAUACGCCGGACUCAUGGGUUCCCUCAUAGACAAAGCCAAGUCGGUGGUGAGAGACCUGGACCCCACCAACGAGUUGACGUUCCUUAGAAUUCGGAGCAAGAGGACCGAGAUCAUGGUGGCGCCAGACAAAGACUUUAUUUUAAUUGUCGUUCAAAACCCUGUUGACUGACGAAGGCUCUGGCUUUUCAGCCAACUUUACGAUUCUACUUACGUUAGUUUUUAAUAGAAAGUGUUUUAGUAUAGCUAUUUAGUUUUUAUUAUUUAUAAUUUCUGUAAUCAUGAUUAGAAUAUUCCAUUCCAAAUUCUAUUAGCCCCGCGUACAUACUAACCCCGCGAUCUUUAGCGCGCCAGCUAAUUGAGUGACAAAAUGGUUCUUGUAUUUAAAUCCUCUGCUCACUGCGUUAGAUCAUGGGGUCAGUUU